AUGAGCGGACUUCAGAACGGCGCAGCGCCGGCACGCGCCCUCGACGACGACAGCGAUGUUGAGGAGGAGGCGCUUGUUGCCGACUACCGCGAGCAGGUUGAAUACGAGGACGGCCUCGAGGAUCUGGAGCAGGUUAACUCCCUGACCCUCGCCCAGCAGAAUGACGACAUUCAGUCAAGACUCGCUGCAGCCGCACAGCCGCUCGACUUCUCGGCACCGCUCGAGGUCAAGUUCCAGAGCUACGAUGCCUACUGCAGCCUGUUUCACUUCAUUCUCAACUCUGAGGGCCCCGUGGACCUGGAGCCCCCUUCGUACUACUGGGCUUGGGACGUCAUCGACGAGUUCAUCUACCAGUUCAACUCCUUUUCUUCUUACCGUAUGCGCAUUGCCCGCCAGAAUAACAACGAGGAGGAGAUCGCCAUCCUGCGAGAGAACCCCAAUACGUGGGGCUGCUACAGCGUGCUCAAUGUGCUGUACUCUCUGAUCCAGCGGUCACAGAUCACCGAGCAGCUGGCCGCGCAGAAGCGCAACGAGGACCCUGCCGCUGUGGCCGGAGAGUACGGCUCAAAGAACCUGUACCGCAUGCUGGGCUACUUCUCCAUCAUUGGCCUGCUGCGCGUGCACUGUCUGCUGGGCGACUUCAGCCUGGCCCUCAAGACGAUGGACGACAUUGAGCUCAACAAGAAGGCCAUGUUUGCGCGCGUCAUGGCUGCGCACUUCACCACGUACUACUACAUCGGCUUCUCGUACAUGAUGAUGCGCCGCUACUCCGACGCAAUCCGCAUGUUCAGCCACAUCCUGGUGUACGUGUCGCGCACAAAGAACUUCCAGAAGAACGCGCAGUACGACUCCAUCACCAAGAAGAACGACCAGAUGUAUGCACUCAUUGCCAUCUGCGUUGCUUUCAGCCCCACGCGUCUGGACGACGCUAUCCACACCCAGAUCCGCGAGAAGUACGGCGAGCAGCUGCUGAAGCUGCAGCGCGGUGGCCCCGAGUCGCUCCCCAUCUUCGAGGAGCUGUUCCGCGCCGCAUGCCCCAAGUUUAUCUCGCCCGUGCCGCCAGACUUUGAGAACCCGGAGGCCAAUGUCGAUCCCAUCGAGCACCACCUGGCCGUUUUCAUGGACGAGGUCAAAAACAACAUGUGGAGCCCGACUGUGAAGUCGUACCUGCGUCUGUACACGACAAUGGACCUGAAGAAGCUGGCUGGCUUCUUGGAGGUGCGGCCCGAGGAGCUGCGUUCGUGGCUAAUUGUCAACAAGGAGCGCACCAAGCAGCUGCGGUGGAACGACCAGAAGCUGCUGGACGGCGAGUGGGUCAACGUUAGCGACCUGGACUACGCUCUGCAGGGUGACCUGAUUCAUGUGUCAGAGGCAAAGGUUGGCCGCAAGCUGGUCGACUGGUACCUGCGCAAUCUCUCGCGGACCUAUGCGUAA
Messenger RNA from Sporothrix brasiliensis 5110, 1434 nucleotides. Its product is annotated as translation initiation factor 3 subunit L. The coding region runs from base 1 to 1434 and encodes 477 amino acids. The transcript has 3 exons. Gene Ontology annotation, molecular function: translation initiation factor activity. Gene Ontology annotation, cellular component: eukaryotic translation initiation factor 3 complex; cytoplasm. Gene Ontology annotation, biological process: translational initiation. The record is from RefSeq and is a predicted model, not a curated record. Lineage: Eukaryota; Fungi; Ascomycota; Sordariomycetes; Ophiostomatales; Ophiostomataceae.